AUGCCAUCAAAUUUGAAUGCUCCUCUCUCUCUCUCCACUCUCCGACGCCGCCGCCACCCACACUUGAACCACUUCUUUUUUUACUUCUUUUCUUCAUCACCACCACCUUCACGCUCCUCCGUCACCUCAACAACCCAAAACACCCAACUACACUUAUCAACGGUUGAUUUUCACGGCCUCGCUGGUUCCGUUUUGUCCAAGUGUUCCCUUUCAAAUAAUCAUACCAAACCUUCCCUGAAAGACCUUCUUUUGGAUGUCUCCACUGUCAUCCCUGAAAUUACCAGGAAGUUCUGGAAGCUUCCUCAGUUGGAUCCUCAAAAUGUGCUUCAAUUAUUGGUUGGUUAUCAAUCUGAGUGUGCCAGAGUUGGGGUUCAUGUCGAAAAGGUUAGGUCUUUGUGGCAAAUUUUCAAAUUGUGUGGUGAGAGAAACAUGGGUUUCAAGAAUCUCUUGUGCUCUUAUGAGGUCAUGGCAUCAUUGCUUGUGCAGGUUGGGAUGCUUAGAGAAGCUGAUGGCUUGUUAUUUGAAUUGGAGGGUGAAGGAAUUUCAUUGGAUAAUCAUGAGAUUUUCAGUUAUCUGAUUGAAGGGUAUGUUGACAUGAAAGAAUUAGAAAGGUCCGUUUUUGUGUAUGAUUUUAUGAGGGGUCGCGGUAUGAUUCCUUUGCGGUUGUGUUACCAUGUUCUUGUUGAUCUUUUGGUGAGAAUGAAGAGAACAAAGCUUGCAUUCAGGGUUUCAGUUGAUAUGCUGGAUUUCUGUGGCAAAUUGAAUUGUGCUGAGGUGAAAACGUUGGAGAAUUUGGUGAUACUACUUUGUGGCAAUGGAAAGAUUCUGGAAGCAAGGAACAUUGUCAAGAAGGUGUUGCCUUUCAAUCCUGAGGUUAGUAGCUUCGUUUUCGAUGAGAUUGCUUUUGCAUACUGUGAGAAGAAGGACUUCAAUGAUUUGCUUAGUUUCUUUGUCAAAGUAAAGCGUGUCCCGAGUGUAGUGGCUGCCAAUAGAGUUAUAAAUUCUUUGUGCAGCAGCUAUAAUGUAAAAAUGGCAGGAUUUUUUAUGCAAGAACUUGAAAACAUAGGCUUUAAACUUGAUGAAGUAACAUAUGGGAUAUUAAUUGGUUGGAGUUGUCGCGAAGGGAACAUGAAAAACUCUAUGAAUUAUUUGUCUCUUAUGCUAUCAGAAGGCUUGGUGCCGCGCAUAUAUACUUAUAAUGCUCUUAUAAGUGGGUUGUUUAAAGUAGGCCUGUUAGAGCAUGCUCGUCACAUUCUUGAUGAGAUGAUGGAUAGGGGGAUGCCGCUUGAUAUUUCCACCUUCAGAGUACUUAUAGCGGGGUAUUGUAGGUCUAGACGGUUUGAUCUAGUGAAAAGUUUGAUUCAUGAGAUGGAUAGUGGUGGUUUUAUUGAACUUUCGUCAAUGGAGAAUCCACUUUCCAGGGCAUUUACCGUUUUGGGAUUUAACCCUUUGAACGUGAGGUUGAAACGAGACAAUGACAGGAAACUUUCAAAUACAGAGUUCUAUGAUGAUGUUGGAAAUGGACUUUACUUGGAUACAGAUGUUGAUGAGUAUGAGAACCACAUUGCUCACAUUCUUGAAGAAUCCAUGGUACCCAAAUUUAGUUCAUCUGUCAGGAAGGAGUGUAGCAAUAAUAACUUGAAAAGGGCAUUGGUUUUGGUUGAAGAAAUGCUUCGUUGGGGGCAAGAGCUGUUGCUGCCAGACUUUUCAAUGUUAGUGAAACAACUUUGUUCAUCUCGGUCACAAAUCAAAUCAGUGGUCAAUAUUCUGGACAACAUUCCACGGUCUGCAAAUAAACUUGACUCGGAAACUCUUAAUUUGAUUGUACAGGCAUACAUCAAGAAGGGCUUGCUAUGCAAAGCAAAAGCUUUGUUGGAUGAAAUGUUUGAAAACAAAAUUCACAUCAAGAAUGAGAUAUAUACUGCCAUAUUAUUAACUUUAUGGAAGAAAGGAAAUAUGAAGGAGCUUAAUUAUUACUGGAACAAUGCUUGUAGAAAUCAAUGGUCGCCAGGAUUGGCAGAAUUCAAACAACUUAUUGUCUCUAUUUGCCAUCGGAAAAUGCUUGGGAAAGCAUUACAACUUCUUGAGAUCAUGCUGCUAUCAUACCCUUCACUAAGGUUAGAUAUAUGUCAUGUAUUUUUAGAAGUGCUUUCUACCACAGGUCUUUCAAAUGUUGCACUUCUAGUGUUAGAAGAGCUACCACAUUGUUUCAUGUUGGAUCGUGCCAGAUACAAUAAACUUAUCAGAGGCCUUUGCAAUGAGGGGAAAUUUUCUCUAGCCUUUACGCUGUUGGACGAUAUGCUAGAUAGAAAUUUGCAUCCCUGUUUGGAUGUUUCAGUCUUGUUAAUCCCUCAAUUGUGUAAAGCUGAUAGACAUGAAAAAGCUAUUGCAUUAAAAGAUAUCAUUGUAAAAGAGCAGCCUUCCUUUUCUCAUGAUGUUCAUUGUGCAUUGAUACACGGAUUUUGUAAGAUGGGAAACAUUAGGAAAGCUGACACCUUGUUCCGGGAUAUGCUGUGCAACGGUCUAAUUCCGGAUGGUAAACUUUGUAACAUCCUUAUUCAGGGUCACUGCCAAGGUAAGGAUUUGAGGAAAGUGGAUGAGCUUCUUGGUGCUGCAAUAAGAAAGAAUUUGGAGCUGUCGCACUCAAGUUACAAACACUUGGUCCAAUUGAUGUGCAUGAAGGGUAGAGUACAAUUUGCUCUGAGCUUAAAGAACCUCGUUCUUGCUCAAUGUCCACUUGAUGACCUUAUCAUAUAUAACAUUCUUGUUUUCCAUCUUCUGUCUGCCGGAAACAGUUUCAUUGUUGAGAAAAUUCUAACCGAAAUGGAAGAGAAGAAGAUUAUACUCGAUGAAGUCAGUUAUGAUUUUCUUGUGUAUGGUUUCUGGCACUGUAAAGAUGUGUCUAGUGCUCUGCAUUAUCUUACUACCAUGAUUUCGAAGGGACUUAAACCAAGCAAGCGCAGCUUGAGAAAGGUAAUAAGCAGCUUGUGUGACGCCGGGGAACUGCAGAAGGCCUUAGAAUUGAGUCAAGACAUGAGAGUAAGAGGCUGGACACAUGAUUCUGUCGUUCAAACAACUAUUACAGAGAGCUUUCUUUCUUGUGGGAAGAUACAAGAAGCCGAAACGUUUUUAGACAGGAUGGAAGCGGAAUCUCUGACUCCCGAUAAUAUCAAUUAUGAUUACCUUAUCAAGUGUUUUUGCCAAAAUGGAAGAUUGAACAAGGCAGUUCAUCUUUUGAACAUAAUGGUGAAGAAAAGUAACAUUCCAUCUUCCCUCAGUUAUGAUUCUAUAAUUCGUGGAUUUUGUGCACGAAAUGAACUGAAUGAUGCUUUGGAUUUUUACUCUGAGAUGUUGAAUUGGAGUCUUGCACCAAGAAUCGACACAAUGGAGAUGCUUGUUGACAGCUUCUGUCAAGAUGGGAGGACAGAACAGGCAGAACAGUUACUAUCAGCCAUGAUUCGAAGAGGCGAAACUCCGACCAGAGAAAUGUAUGGUGCUGUAAUUAAGAGUUAUCGCAACGAAAAGAAUCUUGGGAAGGCAUCAUAUCUCAUGCAAGCUAUGCAGGACAGUGGUUAUGAGCCUGACUUUGAGACACAUUGGUCUCUCAUAAGCAACCUCAGCAAUGUCAAAGCAAAGGACUCGGAUAACAGUAGGGGAUUUUUAUCAAGGCUUCUUUCUAAGAGUGGUUUUCUUAAAAAGAAAUGA
Messenger RNA from Arachis stenosperma, 3705 nucleotides. RefSeq names its product pentatricopeptide repeat-containing protein At5g15280, mitochondrial-like. The transcript has a single exon. NCBI's taxonomy places the organism in Eukaryota, Viridiplantae, Streptophyta, Magnoliopsida, Fabales, Fabaceae. The coding region runs from base 1 to 3705 and encodes 1234 amino acids. The record is from RefSeq and is a predicted model, not a curated record. Gene Ontology annotation, molecular function: protein binding.